This is a messenger RNA of Sclerotinia sclerotiorum 1980 UF-70, 192 nucleotides long. RefSeq lists its product with no specific name. The record is from RefSeq and is a predicted model, not a curated record. NCBI's taxonomy places the organism in Eukaryota, Fungi, Ascomycota, Leotiomycetes, Helotiales, Sclerotiniaceae. Bases 1 to 192 code for a protein of 63 amino acids. The transcript is spliced from 3 exons.
AUGGCUAUCACCGAACGAGUUUUAGUCCAAACAUCCUCAUCAUUGAAUAUAAACCCUACGCUCCGAGCGCAAAUCACCAGAUUCAAGGAAUUCGAAGGUUUCACUAGUGUUGCUUCUGGCUUUUCUCUUGAUGAUGAUGAUGAUGUAAAUGUUGAUGGAAAGGAAAAAGCUUUUGUUACGGCUCUGGUAUAG